AUGGUUGUAAAUGAAAAAUCAGUGUCGGAUGAUAUAUCAGAUGGUGAAGAAUCAUCGUUUAUGCAAAAAAUAUUUGCAUUGCCAGUGGACUCCAAAAUCCAAGAGGCAAUUCCAGAUGAGAAACCAGAAGAGGGCGAAAAUGAAGAAGUAAAUGAAAAUGACUCGUCCACCGAAUUAUCUGAUAGCGCAUUGGAUGAAGUAGAAGGCAAUGAAUGGGCCGAUGUUAGCAGAGGCCGUUAUUUUGGAGAAGACCCCUCAGAAACCAUUCUUUGUCACAAUUGUAAAGGUUUUGGACAUAUUGCAAAAGAAUGUCCUCACACAUUGUGUACUACUUGCGGUGCAAUUGAUGAUCAUAUAUCUCCACGCUGCCCGAGAACAAAACGAUGCAUAAAUUGCGGUUUAUUAGGUCAUAUUGCUGUGCGUUGUCCUGAAUCACGUAGAAAAGGACCAAAAAGAUGCCUAACGUGCCAUACUGAGUCUCAUACGAGCGGGACGUGUCCCUUGAUUUGGAGAUACUAUGUUGAAUCAGAAAACGGUGUUCGGGUAGAUCCCAAUGAAGUGAAAAAGUUUUGCUACAACUGUGCGUCCGGUGAACAUUUUGGUGAUGAUUGCCCUCUUCCUUCUCGUUCUAGCUAUCCCGAAAGCACCGCUUUCUGUGAAGCGAAUUGUCCUACAGGGAAUGAUGUUUCAAACUCUGUGUUCAACGAAAACCGGAAAAUAGAGAGUGGGUCUAAGAAUCGAGAUUUUGGUAAAUCCAGAAAGAACCCAAAAAAUACAAAACAACGUUCUCCAAGUGAUCUGGGCUCGAGAAUUGACCUAAGUGAGAGACCAAAAAGGAAGCGUUAUCCUGCUAACGACAAAAAUGAAUUUUCAUUUCGCAAUCAUAAUGGAAAUGCUUCGCAAAAGAAACAAAAAAAAAUGAAGAAAAAUAGAUGGUAA
Schizosaccharomyces osmophilus is the source of this 939-nucleotide messenger RNA. RefSeq names its product TRAMP complex zinc knuckle subunit Air1 (gene air1). The coding region runs from base 1 to 939 and encodes 312 amino acids. NCBI's taxonomy places the organism in Eukaryota, Fungi, Ascomycota, Schizosaccharomycetes, Schizosaccharomycetales, Schizosaccharomycetaceae. The record is from RefSeq and is a predicted model, not a curated record. The transcript has 3 exons. Gene Ontology annotation, molecular function: nucleic acid binding; zinc ion binding.